AUGGUUGUACGGAUCAUUGUGGAGCAGAAAAUCUGUCCCUCUACAGAGUUUGUCCUGGAGUACAUGGACUGGUCUAUCUCCAAAGCAGAGGCUCAUCGAAUCGCCUUUGGAUCUUCCGCAGCAGGUCUUCGUAUCAAUCCUGCGCACGAUGGCAUCAAUGUCAAUCAGUCAGUCGUUGAGACUGUGUUGAAGCUAUCGCCGGCUAAGAUCCUUGAGCUUGUUGAGACGCGUUUCUCUAAGGGGAGUCUCCUUCGAAAGAUCAAGAUCGAGCAUCCGGGUCUUUCUAGAGAGUGGGAGAGUUUGAGUUUCGCCAUCAGGGCUAUCACAGAAGAGCGCAAGUUGCAGAACGGCUACGUUGGUCUGAUAGGUGAUUGGAGUGGUGGUAUUCUCGACGAGGAUGACGAGGAUCUCGACCUUCGAGAAGCGGGGAGUCAUUUUGCCGGAGAUGAUGCCGGACUUAAUCUGGGUGAUGAUAUUGAUCUGGUAACCAUGCCCAGAGGCUGUCUCGAUCCUGACGAACUGUGA
Messenger RNA from Phaeoacremonium minimum UCRPA7, 525 nucleotides. RefSeq lists its product as hypothetical. The record is from RefSeq and is a predicted model, not a curated record. Lineage: Eukaryota; Fungi; Ascomycota; Sordariomycetes; Togniniales; Togniniaceae. The transcript has 2 exons. Bases 1 to 525 code for a protein of 174 amino acids.